UGGACCAACGUGAGCAUUGCAAUCAAACAAUUUGAUUUUUUCCCCGUUUUAUUGGAUAUAUAUAUAUAUUUUUUUGGAUUCAAUAAUCUUCUAUCAUGUCGAAAGACUUGUUGUCAAAAAUUCGAGCUAUAUAUGUUGAAGUUGCAAACAUGCUAACAGAUCAUUGAAGAAGUCCGCAGAAUUCUUGGGAAGGAUGCAGAAGGCUCCCCAAGAAGAUUUACAGACUUAUGCUUAAAUCGGCUUUAUACCAAAAUAGAUACUAUGGAAUGACGAAGAGAAAUACUGCUCCUCCAACCAAACCCACUACUGAUGCAAAGAUAACACAUAUCUUCACAAACAUGUCACAGAUAUUCAGUGGGAAAAAAACAAAAAAAGUGACGGACUUGUUAGAAAUUUUGAAGGACCAUGAAGAUCCAGAAAAUUGGGUUUCCCGUCGAAGUGGGAAUGUUCCUGUUCUUUUACUGGAUGCAACCAACAGCUAUGUUGUUGUUGGCAGAACAAUUCUCACGACAGUGGAAAUAUCCAAACUUGAUGAAGCCCUGUUAGCUUUUUUGGGUGCUUUUUAUCUCCUGGAUUUUGAUUAUCCAAAAUCCCACGAAAUCGGAUUAUCCGUGCUGCAGUGUUUGAUUCUACUUGAUAAAGAAACUCCUGCUGAUUUGCUUAAAACAGUUGAGUCAGUAAUGGCCUAGCAAGUUUAAAUCAAGCGAUUGACUUGUCUUUAUCAAGUAGAAUCAAAUUAAAUAAAAGCAUGCAUAAUCCGAUUUUGUAAGUUAUACAUGUUUAUGUUUGUAUGCUCUUUAUAAUAUUACAUUUUUUAUUGACUAUUCUGAGUUUAUUUUCAAAUCAGGAUUUUUAAUUUUAGUUACAUUUUUAGUUUUGUUAGUUAAGUUAAUUUUUAAAUCAGUUGUACUUUUUAAUGUUUCUCCUUUACAUAUUUCAUUUGAUGAUGGAGCAUGGGCAGUUUACUGUAGGGGCUCCUGCCUAUUCCUUGCUCCUGGCAAAAUUGUACUUUUACUUUGCCGAAUAAAUACAGUAUUAUUAUUAUUAUUGUUAUUAUUAUUAUUUAAAAUGUUACAGAAAACAUGAAACUGUUUUAGAUUCAAUUUAAUUCUUGUGCCUUGCUUGUGUGUAUGGACACUCAUAUACUAGUACAGUAGUACAGUCAUUCUUUAAAAUGGUAAUUUAUGGAAUCAAGCUUUAAAGCAUGGCAAGUCAGAUUUUGUAUUAUGC
This is a messenger RNA of Anneissia japonica, 1230 nucleotides long. RefSeq lists its product as uncharacterized. Lineage: Eukaryota; Metazoa; Echinodermata; Crinoidea; Comatulida; Comatulidae. The coding region runs from base 228 to 689 and encodes 153 amino acids. The transcript has 4 exons. The record is from RefSeq and is a predicted model, not a curated record.